UUCCAUGGCCUGGACCUUGAACUCCAGCUGAGAAAGAUUUGCAUUUAUAUAGUGACUUGCACGACUUCAGGACAUCCUGGACCGCUUGAUUAGCCAAUGAAAAGUGUCAUCACUGUUGUAAUAUUUGGAAACCUGGCAGCUGAUUUGCAUACAGCAAGAUUCCACAAACAGCAAUACAAUAUUAACCAGAUAACCUGUUUUUUUCUAAGUGGUAUCAGUUGAGGGUCCUGCUCCACAAGAUAGUGACCAUGGAACUUCUCACACCCAUGUGAGAGAGUCUGAUUUGUGGAUCCCUCAUUUACAAAAUCUGUGCCUCCCUUUGACAGUGUGCUAGGAUUGUCACUUUGAUUUUUCUCUGUUGUAUCCAAGAACGGGAGUGGGAUUUGAACCCAGAACCUUUCAUUCAUCUCCGCAGCCAGAGUAUUACCCACCAGGGCACAGGCCAAGAUCCAGGUGGGAUGUAGGCUUAGAAAGGAGAGCCCAUUCCGAACGCGGAGAAGUGCCCCUUCCAGACUAUGACCACAGUCUAUGCCAAUGGUGGCACCAUGGUGAACCAGCACUAUCCCCAGUGGAGUCGGGACAACAGCUCGGAGGACAGCACUCGGCCAGAGAUCUUUGAGGAGGGGGCUGGGCAGCCACGUAGACUGACCCCUCUGGAGAAACUGUCACAGGAGAUGGCACACGAUGAGCGGGCGGUCAAGGAGCUGACGCUGGGGAAGCGGAUCGGGUUCUACCGCGUGCGAGGCGAGAUAGGCAGUGGAAACUUCUCACAGGUCAAACUCGGCAUCCACUUGCUCACCAGAGAGAAAGUCGCCAUCAAGAUAUUGGACAAGGCAAAACUGGGACAGAAGACCCAGCAGCUGCUGUCUCGGGAGAUCUCCAGCAUGGAGCGCCUACACCACCCCAACAUCAUCAGGCUCUACGAAGUGAUCGAGACUUUGUCCAAACUUCACUUGGUCAUGGAGUAUGCUGGUGGGGGCGAACUGUUCACCAAAAUCAGCACCGAGGGCAGACUCUCCGAGGAGGACAGCAAGGUGGUCUUUGCACAGAUUGUCUCAGCUGUUAAACACAUGCAUGAGAACAAUACGAUUCACCGGGACCUGAAGGCGGAGAACGUUUUCUACGUGACCGACAGCUGCGUGAAGGUGGGCGACUUUGGCUUCAGCACCACGUGCCGCAGAGACCAGCUGCUCAGCACCUUCUGCGGCUCACCCCCCUACGCCGCACCUGAGCUUUUCCGUGAUGAGAAUUACGUGGGGAUCUUCGUGGACAUCUGGGCUUUGGGGGUGCUGCUGUACUUCAUGGUGGUGGGCACCAUGCCCUUCCGGGCAGACACUGUGGCCAAGCUGAAGAAGUGCAUCCUGGAGGGCAGCUACCAGUUGCCACAGCAUCUGACUGAGCCGUGCCAGAGGCUGAUCCGCGGUAUCCUGAGACCGGCACCUACUGAGCGGCACACCGUGGCUCAGAUCGCCCGCAGUGAGUGGAUGGGGGGCGUCCGGCUCCCGAAGGGCCACGAGCCCUUCCGGCUGGACCCCUCCCACCUGGCCGGCUCUGCCGAGGCUCUGAGGGGGGACCAGGCCGAGGUGAAGCGGGCGCUGACCCGCCUGGGGGUGACGGACACCCACAUCCUGGACAACAGCGGCAAGGACUCGCGCAGCCCCAUCACGGGCACUUACCGCAUCGUGCUGCACCGGGUGCAGAGGAGGAGAGCCCCUGACACCGUGCCGGCACUCUCCCGGCAACUGGCUGGAGCCAAGGAGCCGAGGAAAGAGCGCGGGGUGGCGCGGCAGACCUCCAAGCUGUGUUUGAUUUUGUAAGAUGAACCAGAGGGGCAGGUCUCACCAGCUUCCCAAGCAGGAAGAACGAUUUUCUAUUUUGUAACAAGCUGUAACUGUCGCUUGCCAAUAGAUUGGUGCCCAGUGGGCAUGUGUUUUUGUGUUAAAUAUACCAGAGGUGCCCAGAGGGAAACCGAUAGCUUGGACUGCAAGGUUGGAUUUGGAUCUAAGCACCUCAAUACCACGACAAACCACCAGCGAAAUUGCCCUCCUUGUUGUUUGACCAAAGCUUCUAUUUUUAAAAUUCUUAUCCUCGGAUUCAGAUUCCUCCAUGACCAUUCUGUGUUUCCACCCUCAGUCCGAUAACCCUUCAAAAUCUCAGGGUUCCCUUUGUGCCAGUUCCUUGUGUACCUUCUAAUCCUUCCUCCCCAGAGCUCAGGCAAUGGACAUCCACACACUCACUGAACGACCAAUAGCUUUGCAGGUAUUGUUUAGCCUCCUUGUCCUGGUCCUGUGAUCCUUGUGGGUGGAUGUGCUUAUCUGGCACUGAGCUCAACAAUUCCCCCCUCCAAACAUCUCUCUCUCUCCCUUUUGGCUCUCUCACUUCCCCUUUGAGCAUCUGCUUAAGAAAGAAUAGACCUCCCAUAGAGGGAGUGCAGCAAAGGUACACUGGACUAAUACUGCCAGUAUUGUCCCAUACUUCACCUGGGCCUGUAUUCAUUAGAGGGUGACAGGGGAUUUGAUUGAAACGUAUAAAAUUCUAACAGGGCAUGACAGACUAGAUGCAGGAAAGAUGUUUCCCCCGGAUGGGGAGUCUAGAUCCAGGGGAUAGAGUCCCAGGACACAGGGUAGACCACUGCAGACUAAAUGGAAACAUAUUUCAUCAUCUUAAAGUGAUCUUGUGGAAUUGUCUACCACAAAAGGCUGCGGAUGCCAAAUCACUAGAUAUAUUCAAGAAAGAGACAGAUAUACUUUUAGAUUUUGAGGCACCAAAGGGCAUUGGAAGAAAGCGGGAUUAGAGCAUUGAGUUAGAGGAUCAACCACCAUCAUAUUGAGUUUUGGAGCAGGCUUGAAGGGCCAAAUGGUCUACUCCUGCUCCUAGUUUCUAUGUAUGUUUCAAUAACUAAACUCAUCUCUACGCCAGUUGUCCUAAGAUUUCCCCUUGUGUUCUGUUUGUCGGGGCCAGUACAACAUCAAGGGCUGAAGGGCCUAUUCUGUGCUGUACUGUUCUACGUUCUCAGUUUGGACUUGGGGGAAGUCCCAUAGGUUGUUUUUCUCUUUGGAAGCUCAUGUAUUGAGGAUGGGGAGGGGGUUAGUUAAUGUUAAAUGUCAAACAAACACCGUAUUGGUUUAAACUCUGAACCUUUGUCUCUGGGGUCUGGUUUGACAAUUCGGGGACAGCUCAAUCAGAGGAAAACCUCAACGAUAGUGCAGCAUGAGUUGAGUUUGUUGUGGAGUUGGGCCAGGGCAGAAUUGAAUUCCUCGCUGUCAGGGAGCCACAACACAAAACUAGGAAGGUCACAGUGGUGUAGCAGAAUGUGAAUGGGGCUAAGGCUCAAGAUGGGAAGCUGUGGAAAGGAAGCUAACCUGUUCCACCACAAGAGGUAGAUUAUGACCAAUCUGAAAUCAACUCCGUUAUCCCUUCAUACUCUGACCCAGCAAAAACCUUUCAGUCUUUAAUCUCCAAUUGGUCCACAGCACCAAAGCUCUGGGAACAGAGACAGAGUUCCAGGUUUCCACUGGACUUGGUGCAAGUACUUCCUGCCAUCACUGUUCAUUGAGUCCUGCUCCUAAUUCAUGUGUUCUUUCUCUUCUCUCUAUUUAAAGGACAGUGAUGGCCUGGUGCUCGACUGUUAAGCCAGGUAAUAUUCUGGGAU
This is a messenger RNA of Hemiscyllium ocellatum (epaulette shark), 3652 nucleotides long. RefSeq names its product serine/threonine-protein kinase NIM1-like. NCBI's taxonomy places the organism in Eukaryota, Metazoa, Chordata, Chondrichthyes, Orectolobiformes, Hemiscylliidae. The record is from RefSeq and is a predicted model, not a curated record. The coding region runs from base 516 to 1817 and encodes 433 amino acids. Gene Ontology annotation, molecular function: protein serine/threonine kinase activity; ATP binding; tau-protein kinase activity. Gene Ontology annotation, cellular component: cytoplasm. Gene Ontology annotation, biological process: microtubule cytoskeleton organization; intracellular signal transduction; protein phosphorylation. The transcript has 3 exons.